This is a messenger RNA of Closterium sp. Naga37s-1, 1599 nucleotides long. Lineage: Eukaryota; Viridiplantae; Streptophyta; Zygnematophyceae; Desmidiales; Closteriaceae. The record is from the annotation of a GenBank genome assembly.
AUGAUGUGCCUUCCAAGCCGCAUUUUUCGGUCUUGCCUCAAUGUCUUGCCAUUUGGCAUCGAACGCUUGUUCUCCCUCGAGAAACAACGUUCUCCCUUCGGGGAAGUAGUUUGCUUGGGUGUCGCUCCCAGCAUAACCGCGCACCGCGUAUUCUGUGCUCCUCUGGAUCCGUUCACCCACGCCGCGACGCGGCUGCUCGCGCCUGAUCUUUCCUAUUUCUACCCCCCCUCGACUUCCCCUUUCUUCGUCGCUCCCGUCAUGGCCACCACUCAGGGCUUUGACGCAGUAAUGGCCGACAACGGAGUCACCGUUCCCUCCGUGAGCGACCUCUUGCCGGACGAGGGACAAUCGAUGCCGCAGGCCAAGAAGAUUUGCACGGGGGAAACCUCGUCGUCUGCGCGACCUGCUCCUGCUCCUGUCAUGGACCCGGUGGCUGACCCUGAAGCGGCCCCGGACUUCACCCUCAACGGUCUGGAGUCCAGCGCGGCGCCAACACAGGUGCUGGCUGGCCCCCUCCAGCGGCUGCGCCGCAAUCGCGACGUGGUCGGAGAGAUUGUACAUAACCUGGUACGAGACACCCUCACUUUGGUCACCAUCAUCUUUCCGGAUAGCCUAGCUGAUGUGCACCGCAACAAGAUCAGCAGUCGUGUUCGCGCUGGUUUGCGUCCUGCCUUCUUCCCGCACUCUAACCGUGUACCUACGUUCGAGUCCUCCCCUGGUGAAGUCCUCCGACUCCCCCGUCGAGCGUACGCGAAGCUGGUGUUCCAGCUCCCCACACGGGAUGACGCCAGGGGCUUCCGCCGAGCAUUCCCGAUGACCUUCAACUACAACGGUGGUUCUGUCGAGCUGAAGCUCUACGACGAUCCUGAGCCGGCUUUCACGGCGGCCAAAGCCCGGGGUGAAACUCACCUGGUCAUCCGCAACAUCCCCUUCGGGUACUCCGUGAGCGCGAUUCGCCAGCUGCUCACGACGAGCAGCACGCACGAUGCGCGGAAGUGGCUGUCCGACAUCCGCGUUUUCCACAAAACGACCGACCCGUACGAGGAGAUCUCGCAGCCCCAGAUGAUGGGGCUUCCUGUCGCGGAGCCUGACGAUCCUUGCUUCGAAAAUAUCCCCGCGGUACUCUGGCUUGAGGACGCUCAGCUGCCGAUGAUCAUCAACCUGUCAUGUCACUCGUGUGACAUUUGCACGAGCAACCACAGGACGCGUGACCAUCAGUGGUUUGCGGCGACGCGCCGCAGGAAUCUCCCCAACCGUUACACCAUCACAAUCGGGCAACUGCAGAACGUCACGGCCAAGCUGCUCGGACAAACGCUGGUGCCUCUGGCUGUCAAAGCCGACCCCGGGAUCCUGUACAUCGGUUCCGAGGACGAUGUCGAACUGUGGACUUGUGCGAUAUGCGACUUCGAGUGCGGGCCUGCCCUCGACAGUGCCUUUGCGCACAUCCGCUCCCCUGGCCACGGGCUUCGGCUCAUGCAGACGGAGACUCAGACCACUGCCCUGGAGACCUGGGGCCCCAUCAAGGCGCACGAUUUGAGGCAGCGCGAAGAGACCACAACUGCUUGUGUGCUGUUCAGUACGUUGCAACACGCCGUCUGA